This is a messenger RNA of Periophthalmus magnuspinnatus, 1239 nucleotides long. Its product is annotated as putative gonadotropin-releasing hormone II receptor. Gene Ontology annotation, biological process: G protein-coupled receptor signaling pathway. Lineage: Eukaryota; Metazoa; Chordata; Actinopteri; Gobiiformes; Gobiidae. Gene Ontology annotation, cellular component: membrane. The record is from RefSeq and is a predicted model, not a curated record. The coding region runs from base 4 to 1239 and encodes 411 amino acids. Gene Ontology annotation, molecular function: peptide binding; gonadotropin-releasing hormone receptor activity. The transcript has 3 exons.
UACAUGCUGCACAAAAUGAACACUACCAUGAGUGAGUGUGCAGUGAAUAUGUGUUAUCUGAUGACUGACCCCUCGCUCAACCUCACCUGUGACUUUUCCUUGGCACUCUCCAACUGGACCAAUGGUACCGCCAACCCUCAGCUGCCCACUUUCAGCACAGCAGCCAAAGUCAGAGUCAUCAUCACCUUCAUCCUUUGUGUCAUAUCUGCAUUUUGUAAUCUGGCCGUGCUGUGGGCUGCACACUGUGAUGGCAAGCGCAAGUCUCACGUCCGAGUCCUCAUAAUUAACCUAACUGUGGCAGAUCUACUGGUGACCUUCAUAGUGAUGCCAGUGGACGCCUUCUGGAACAUAACUGUUCAGUGGCUGGCCGGGGAUAUUGCCUGCAGGCUCCUAAUGUUUCUGAAGUUGCAAGCUAUGUACUCAUGCGCUUUUGUCACUGUAGUGAUUAGUCUCGACAGACAGUCGGCCAUUCUCAACCCUCUGGCAAUCAAUAAGGCUCGAAAGAGGAACCAAGUGAUGCUGACUGUAGCAUGGGGCAUGAGCUUGGUGCUGUCAGUACCACAGCUGUUCCUCUUCCACAGUGUAACUAUUUGCCAUCCAGUACACUUCACACAAUGUACCACUCGAGGGAGUUUUAAUUUCCAAUGGCAUGAGACGGCCUACAACAUGUUCACCUUCUCCUGCUUGUUCCUGCUACCACUGGUCAUCAUGAUCACCUGUUACACCAGGAUUUUUUGUGAAAUAUCCAAACGUUUGAAAAGGGACAACUUGCCACCAAAUGAGAUGCAUUUGCGAUGCUCCAAAAACAACAUUCCCAGAGCCCGGAUGAAGACUCUGAAGAUGAGUAUUGUCAUUGUGGUGUCAUUCAUUGUUUGCUGGACUCCAUACUACCUGCUGGGCCUGUGGUACUGGUUCUUUCCUGAUGACCUGGAGGGAAAAGUGUCUCUGUCUCUGACUCAUAUCCUCUUUGUAUUUGGCCUGGGGAAUGCUUGUCUUGACCCUAUCAUCUACGGCCUCUUCACCAUCCACUUCAGAAAAGGAUUGCGAAGGUUUUAUCACAAGGCUGCUGCACCAACAGACACAGAGAAUAACACCGUCAUUACUGGAUCCUUUACAUGCAAUGUCAACUCAUUGCAAUUGAAGGAGGUAAGCCACAGCGCCCGGGAGAGCUUCAUGUUGUUGAGCAAUAAUCAUGUGCUGCAAAACAAUCCAGACUCAAAAGAUGAGUGUGUCUUAUGA